UGUCAUAUGACGUCCUCCCAUUCUCACUGCGCAUGCGCGGCAAUCGGCGGUGCGCUGUGUCCCUCGGACACAGCGGAUCACCGAUCACGGAAAGAGCUGAAGAUCUUGGCUCGGUCAUGUGAUCAGCUGUAUCCAAUCACAGCUGAUCACAUCCCCAGCAGUACCACCUGUCAGUGUCCAUCAGUGCCUUAUGUCAGUGCUCAUCAGUGCUUCGUGCCAGCGCCCAUCAGUGCCACAUCAGUGCCACAUAUCAGUGCCUACCAGUGCACAUCAAUGCCACAUAUCAGUGCCCAUCUGAGCUGCCUUUCAGUUUCACCCAUCAGUGCCAAUCAGUGCCACCUAUCAGUGCUGCCAAUCAGUGCCACCUAUCAGUGUCAGUCAGUGCUGCCUAUCAUUGCCUGUCAG
This is a messenger RNA of Staurois parvus, 405 nucleotides long. NCBI's taxonomy places the organism in Eukaryota, Metazoa, Chordata, Amphibia, Anura, Ranidae. The record is from the annotation of a GenBank genome assembly.